AUGGCUGAACCUGAGGCACCAAAGAGGGCAAGGGCUACAAGGUCUUCAAAGGGUAAAGGUUUAGCAAUAGCAAGUGCAACAGAUGGGGAAGAUAACCAUUCCCCAAUUGAAGAUACUUUUCAGCCUCUUGAAGAUGAAGAGAUAAAUCAGGGUGGUGUUGUUAAUGAGGGUGAAGGUGGUGCUGUUAAUGAAGAUGGUGUUGUUAAUAAGGGUGAAGGUCCAAGUGGGGACCAACCUUUACAUGUUGGUCCAAGUGGGGACCACCCUUCACAAGCUGGCCCAAGUGGGGACCACCUUUCACAAACUGGUCAAAAUGAAGACCAACCUUCACAGACUUGUCAAAAUAGGGAGCAGCCUUCUCGGACUAUGAAUUUUCACCACACAGAUCUUGAAGACACCAGAUUGGAAGAGGGGGAUCAAGCAGUGGAGGAUGAGUUAAGAAGUGCUCAUUCAGAUGAAGAUGAUGAAAUAGUUGCAAGGGUGAAAAAAUUCAAACACUACAACCAUGAAACAGACAAGCAAAACCCUGUCUUUGAUACUGGAAUGAUAUUCAGUGACUGCAAGGUUUUCAGAGAAGCUGUUCGUGAAUAUUGCUUGUUGAGUGGGAAAGAGGUCACUUUCACCAGGAAUGAAAAGUAUAAGCUGAAGGCAGUUUGUAAAGCAGUGAGCUGUCCAUGGCAGAUUUAUGUGGCUUGGAAAAACCCUACAAAUCGAAGCUUGGUGGUGAAAUACUAUAAUCUCAAUCACAAGUGUGUCAAAGUAUUUCAAAACACACAAGCCUCAAGUAAAUGGUUGACAGAGAAGUUCCUGCCUAUGAUUCAGUCAAAUCCCACCAUGCCUCCACAGUCUAUAGUGAAUGCAGCAUCUUCUAAGUUUAAAGUAGGUAUAUCUAGGAUGAAAGCUUACAGGGCAAAGGCGGACACGCUUCGAAUGAUUGAAGGAUCAGUUGCUGAGCAAUAUGCCAUGCUCUGGGAUUAUUGCCAUGAGCUGGAAGACAAAAACUCUGGCUCCACAACAAAGAUGCAGUGUGAGUUUAUUGAUGGUGAAGCUGUUUUCAAGCGUUUGUACAUUUGUUUAGAACCAUUAAAGAGAGGGUUUAAGAUGAACUGUAGGCCUUUUAUUGGGUUAGAUGCUUGCCAUCUAAACGGGGUUUAUGGUGGACAGUUGCUUACAGCAGUUGGGAUAGAUCCCAAUAACGAGACUUGGGUCCUAGCAUAUGCUGUGGUUGAGAUGGAAACAAGGGAGUCAUGGACAUGGUUCAUUGAUCUGUUGGCCAAGGAUGUGGACAUUGUUAAUUCCUAUGGAUGGGCCUUUAUAUCUGACAAGCAAAAGGACUGCCUGGUGCAUUUGAAGACAUUGUGUCUAAUGCUGAGACAAGAUUCUGUGUGA
Messenger RNA from Prunus armeniaca (apricot), 1389 nucleotides. The record is from the annotation of a GenBank genome assembly. Lineage: Eukaryota; Viridiplantae; Streptophyta; Magnoliopsida; Rosales; Rosaceae.